UGCUUCCAUUCCUUCCAGAAUACCUCUAGGUCGAGAUCUCAUGGUCGUCCAGAUCUUCGUCUGCUGAAGAACCAUGCGCUCGAGUGCGGUGUCAAAGUCGUCCCCAUGUAAUAAUGGCGAGAGGACAGAUGUGGCAACAGCUCCAUCGCUAGUCCUGCCUGGCGUUCUUACCAACCGCGGAGAUGAACGGCGAUUGCGGCUGCGAGACGCGCCACCGACUUUCCUGAGACCACUUAAAGCUCGCGGUGUUCACCGUCAUAACCUUUCUUCCUCCUGCUACCCAAAUGGGAGCGAAGAUGUUUCUUAGUAACCCCCGACAGUGGUGCACAAAUGGCGGAUUUUUCCCGGGGCAGCGGUCGCGAUGGCAGCCCGACGUUGAUAUGCCUGACCAAACGGGUAGAAUCAUCCUCGUGACGGGUGCCAAUGCUGGCAUCGGCUAUGUCAGCCUUGGCCCUCUCCUCAGGCGUGGUGCUACAGUACUUGGGCUCUGCAGAAAUCGCAAGAAGAGCGAGGAGGCGUUCGGCAACUUGCAAAAGGAGCUAGGAGACGACAACAGGGGUUCGCUCAAGCUCAUCGAAUGCGAUCUGGCAGAUCUACAUUCGAUCAAGCUGGCAGUCGAGCAGAUCAAGCAGCUGGUCGAUAGAGUUGAUGUCCUCUUUGCGAGUGCUGGGGUGCACGAGGUGCGCACCAAGACGAAGCAAGGCCACGAGGCCCACUUUGGCGUCAACGUCUUGGGCCAUUACUACCUCAUUACGCUUCUCGAGGAUCACUUGGUCCAGUCUGUGCAAAGGUCACCAAGAGGUACCACGCGCGUCGUCAUCACGUCCAGUUCCGCCUACUUUCUCAACACGCCGGUCGCCCUCCAAGGGAAUUGGAACCCCUCGGACUCUGCUCUGGACGAAAAAUUCUCGCUCGACGAACUGUAUGCGCGAUCCAAGGUGGGCAAUCUUCAUUUAACACGCAAGCUCUCUCAGCUCUGGCGCAGUCGAGGCAUCAUUGUCUGCAGCGUGCAUCCUGGAAAUUUUGGCACGUCAGACCAGCGCGACAGCGCAACAGGGUUGCUCGAAAGGCUCGUCUUCAAGCUGCUCCUCUGGCCGCCAGAAUACAGCGCCAUCAAUCAGCUCUUUGCUGGCAUGGCUCAGCGCACAGACACGGAAGAGCAGCUUGCAGACAAGCUCCACGAUGCACACAUCGUUCCAUGGGCUCGAUUCGGGACAGUAUAUGAGCAGUGGCUUCGGGAAGACAUGGUCGAGAAGACAUGGAAGUGGUGCAGCGACAGCAUCAACAAGGAUGGGAUGGAAGCAAGGCAGAUUUCGUAGAAGCAGAGCCGAGUCCUUGCAAUUUCUAUCCUCUAGGACACGCACUCUUCGACAAUGAACAUCUUGAGCAAACUGCGAUCCGCAAACUGCUCCUCGUCAUCUGUGAUCACCCUCGAGACUUCCGGCUCCUGGUAGAUGGCCAUUGUCUUUUGUACAUCUUCAAGCGUCUUGAACUUCAGAAUUGAGAGGCAGUCGAAGUCGAGGUAUUCCUUCUGGCCCUGUCCCGCUGCUGCAAUGGGGU
Molecule: messenger RNA, 1560 nt
Organism: Acaromyces ingoldii
Lineage: Eukaryota; Fungi; Basidiomycota; Exobasidiomycetes; Exobasidiales; Cryptobasidiaceae
Product: NAD-P-binding protein
Exons: 1
Coding region: 381-1319 (312 amino acids)
Source: RefSeq, a predicted model, not a curated record